Magnolia sinica is the source of this 3101-nucleotide messenger RNA. Its product is annotated as probable LRR receptor-like serine/threonine-protein kinase At1g67720. Gene Ontology annotation, biological process: protein phosphorylation. Gene Ontology annotation, molecular function: ATP binding; protein kinase activity; protein binding. Lineage: Eukaryota; Viridiplantae; Streptophyta; Magnoliopsida; Magnoliales; Magnoliaceae. The transcript has 15 exons. The record is from RefSeq and is a predicted model, not a curated record. The coding region runs from base 233 to 3034 and encodes 933 amino acids.
AAGAUCUUCUGUAUAGUCUUUUUUCUAAUAAAGCAGAUUCCCGAGACGAAAAGAGACUUGUGAGUGCACAUUGCCCACGCACCUCACUCAUCCCAAAACAAAGGAAUACGAAAGUACAGGAGAAGGUUGAUGUGUUGAAUGCUGCUGGAGCUUCAGCUUACUUGGGCUUUAGAGAUGUUGAGAGUAACAGAGAGAUAGAAAGUGUUUCCUUUCCCUAUCAACUUUGCUUGUCAUGGGUCUCUUCUCUUCCUUGCUGCUUUUAUUUCUACAGCUGAUUCCUUGUGUUGUUUCUCAAUUUAGAGAUUUUGUCAGUAUAGAUUGUGGAGGUAGUGCUAACUAUACUGACUCAAGCACGGGACUGACAUGGAUUUCAGAUGAUCGGUUCACUAGAUAUGGUAAUGCAUCACAAGUUAGGACUUCAAGUGAAAACAGACAACAAUACAUGCAAUACAGAUACUUCCCUGCAGACAGCAAGAAGUACUGUUACACUCUAAGUACUGUAGAGAGAAGGCGAUAUCUUGUCAGAGCAACAUUUCUAUAUGGAAAUUCUAAUACUGAUGAUCCAUACCCCAGUUUCCAACUCUACUUGGACAGUACUAGGUGGUCUACCAUAAUGAUUACUGAUGCUUCGAGAAUAUACAUUGAGGAGAUGAUCAUCAGGGCACCCUCUACUUCUAUCCAUGUGUGUCUAUGUUGUGCAUCCACGGGUUCUCCUUUCAUAUCUACUCUAGAGCUGAGGCCCUUAAAUUUUUCAAUGUAUGCUACUAAUUAUGAGGAUGAUUUUUACCUUAAGGUUGCAGCAAGGGUAAACUUUGGUGCUCUCAGUAAGGAUGCCAUACGCUAUCCUGAUGAUCCUUAUGACCGAAUAUGGGAAUCUGAUCUAAACAGGCGGCAAAACUUUCUAGUUGGAGUGGCUCCUGGCACAAUAAGAAUCGCUACUUCUAAGAAAAUAAAGACGGGUGCUCGAGAGUUUCCACCAGUUCAAGUCAUGCAAACUGCUGUGGUUGGUACUAAAGGAAGCCUCACCUAUAGGUUAAAUCUGGAUGGUUUCCCUGCAAAUGCUCGAGCUUAUGCAUACCUAGCUGAAAUUGAAGAUCUAGGUAUCAAUGAGACUCGGAAGUUCUCAAUACGGCAGCCCUAUGUGCCAGGGUAUAGCAAUGCUGUGGUAAAUAUUGCAGAAAAUGCCAAUGGCAGUUACGCACUUUAUGAACCCAGCUACAUGAAUGUGUCAUUAGAUUUUGUUUUGUCAUUUUCAUUCGUGAAGACUCCAGAUUCUACCCGUGGACCACUUCUAAAUGCAAUUGAGAUUAGCAAAUAUGUGCAGAUUACCCCAAAGACAGAUGGCAGAGAUGCUACUGUUUUGGAGGCUCUUCAUUCUCUGUCUUCUCAAAGUGACUGGGCAUAUGAUGAUGGCGACCCUUGCAUCCCAGUUCCUUGGGAAUGGGUGAAUUGCAGCUCUAGUACACCACCGAGGAUUACAAAAAUAGCUUUGUCUGGAAAGAAUUUGGAUGGUAAAAUCCCAUCAGAAAUUAAGCAAAUGGAGGGCUUAACAGAGGUGUGGUUAGAUGGCAAUUUCUUGACUGGGUCCAUCCCGGAUAUGAGCAAUCUCAACAAUUUGACUAUUUUGCAUCUAGAGAACAACAGAUUGACUGGUCAGUUACCUUCUUACUUGGGUGAUUUGCCGAGCUUGCGAGAACUGUAUGUCCACAACAACUCUUUAAGUGGGGAAAUACCUCCAGCUCUGUUAACUGGAAAGUUAAUAUUCAACUAUGAUGGCAAUCCUGAACUGAUUAAAAUGGUAAAGAACAGGCAUCAUUUGAAGCUAAUACUCAGCACUUCAAUGACAGCAUUUACUAUUUUUAUACUUUUUCUCAUUGGAAGCCUACUAGUGUUUCGAUAUCUUCAAAGAAAGGCACCACCAGAGAAAAUUAGUGAGAAAGGUAAUUCUCUACGCGCCAGGUCCAAACCUUCAACUUCCUAUUCCCUUAUACAGGGUGGAUCGUUGAUAGAUGAUGGCCCUGAUGUUGCUUAUAUCACACUCUCAGAGCUAGAAGAAGCCACUCAACAGUUUUCCAAGAAAAUAGGGAAAGGGAGCUUUGGACCUGUCUAUUAUGGAAAAAUGAAAGAUGGAAAAGAAGUGGCGGUUAAGAUUUUGGCUGAUGCAUCUAACCAUGGAACAGAACAAUUUGUAAAUGAGGUUGCCCUCUUAUCAAGAAUUCAUCAUAGAAACUUGGUUCCAUUUAUUGGGUACUGUGAAGAAGAAUCCCAACGAAUUUUAGUUUACGAGUAUAUGCACAAUGGGACUCUGCAUGAUCAUCUACAUGAUUCUGCUAACCAGAAGCAUUUGGACUGGCUAUCUCGUCUCACUAUUGCAGAGGAUGCUGCUAAAGGCCUUCAGUACCUACACAGCGGAUGCAACCCAAGUAUCAUUCAUCGAGAUGUCAAGACGAGCAAUAUUCUCUUAGACAUUAGUAUGAUGGCAAAGGUGUCAGACUUUGGGCUUUCAAGGCAAACUGAUGAAAAUCUCACUCACAUAUCAAGUGUUGCCCGAGGAACAGUGGGAUACCUUGAUCCUGAGUACUAUGCAAAUCAACAGUUGACUGAGAAGAGCGAUGUUUAUAGUUUUGGAGUUGUUCUCCUAGAGCUGAUCUCUGGAAGGAGGCCUGUCUCUGCAGAAGAUUAUGGUGCUGAAUGGAACAUUGUUCACUGGGCAAGGUCUUUGGUUCGUAAAGGAAACGUGACAAGUAUCCUUGAUCCUAAGCUAGCAGGAAACAUCAAAAUUGAGUCUGUCUGGAGGGUUAUAGAAGUUGCAAUAUUGAGUGUCGAGCCGAAUGGAGCUUCCAGGCCAAAGAUGCAAGAAAUAGUGUUGGCUAUUCAAGAUGCAAUUAGGAUUGAGAAAGGAAGCCAAAGCACUAACAAGGCACCUUCAACUUCUUCUUCAAUCCACUCUUCACACUUGAGGUUCCCAUCACACCCUCUUGACAUUGUAAGCUCAGACUUUUCAACCAAAUGUGUCCUUCCAUCUGCAAGAUAAAUUUGUAAUGUCCCCAAAAUAUAUACUUCAAAGUGGAUUAUAAAAUGAUAUCUUGAUUUCUAUAGGA